Messenger RNA from Pelobates cultripes (western spadefoot toad), 4496 nucleotides. The record is from the annotation of a GenBank genome assembly. NCBI's taxonomy places the organism in Eukaryota, Metazoa, Chordata, Amphibia, Anura, Pelobatidae.
CAAAUAGUAUCACACAACGCCAACUCACAGAUUUGUCCCUCGGCGCUGUCCGUAAUACGCGCUUUGUCUGCGACACACGGCAUUCAGGUCGCAUUCUAUCCGCGUGCUCCUGACCUCCAGGCUGCGUGUGAGUAACCCCGAGCUUCCCUGAGUCCACAGCCGCAAUGUUCCGACUGGAGGGACUGGGCCCCAAAGCUGACCCGGAGGAGCUGAGGAAGAAGAUGAGGCAGGACGUGCUGAUCUCGGUGCGGAAUUUCCUGAUUUAUGUGGCCGUGCUGAGAAUCAGUGAGUAACACCGGGCGGGGUGAAAUAUUCAAUGUAUUUAUUCUGUUUGUCACAGACAGAGCUGGAGCUAAGCUACCAGUGUAAUGCUGAGUUAGUACAUUAUUAUUAUUAUUACACAGUUACUAUACCUUUUAUUCAAGCAGAUUCCUAUUUCUUGAUAAAAUUGAAGCAAAGAGCAGAAACUGGGCCACCAUAAGAAUUAUUUGGGCUUCUUACAACCACACUUUCCAGAGAUGCACACUUACUACAGAUAUAUAUACACACCCAGAUACUCAAUGAUAAAAAUACACUCUGCUAAAGAUACAUGAUUAUUAUUAUGAUAUUUAUAUAGCGCCAUCAAAUUCCGCAGCGCUUUACAAUGGGUGAACGAACAGACAUGUAGUUGUAACCAGACAAGUUGGACACACAGGAACAGAUGGGUUGAGGGCCCUGCUCAAUGAGCUUACAUGCUAGAGGGAGUGGGGUAAAAUGACACAAAAAGGUAAGGAUAGUAUUAGACUAGUGACAGUCACACUACUCCGCACAGACAUUGAAAUUGAGGUUUUGCUUGGGGACUAUUUCAUGGCUGUUUUGUAGUGGAUGGUGGCUUCCCUGGAAGAUCUGGCAGUGGCAACAGCACUGUCUUAGAACCAGGAAAGUGUCAUCUCUAAGUGCCCAUGGGCAAAACAUCUAACUAUAUCCGCAUACCUCAACUCCUCAUACAUUGAAAGCCUUUUGAGCAGGGCCUUUUCACCUCUGAAUAUUCCCUAUCUAUAAUUGUAAAGCACAGCCGAAUAUGUUGGCACUAUAUAAAUGGUAAUUAUAAUUAAAGGUACACGGUAGUCACCAGAACAACUACAACUUAAUGUAGUUGGUCUGGUGUCUACAGUCUGUCCCUGCAGGCUUUUAAAUGUAAGCGCUGCCUUUUCAUGAGUGCUUUGAGAAUGGACAAAAGCUUAGAGAAACUCAAUAGCCUGCCCUUCAGUAAAUCCCUGCUCAGGUCUCAAAAUAGUUUUUGCUCAUGUGUGUCAUUACAGAGUGUACCUAUACCAUUGUACAUCAGACUGAUCCCACUUAGAAGGGCAGUCCAGAACCGAAAUUCAGGAAAGUUUUCGCUGCAAAACAUGAGCUAAAACCAGCUUGAGAUCUGAGUGGGGGACCCACCAAAGGGCAAGCUUAUUGAGUUGCGGCCCGUUCUCAGUAUUUUUUUGCACCUUGUUUUCCCCAAAGUUUAAAAUCCAGAUGUGAAAUUCCUUGCUCACGGUACCAAGAGCUGCAUCAGUAUACCUCACUGGCGAGUCCUAAGAAUGAAAUGAUUGUCUGGGGUUGAUGUAUCCUGCAUUUCGGAUCUGGGCCGCUCUUUUCGGUGUGAUCAGUCUGUGUUGUUUGUAAUGGCACAAGAUGAGCUAAAACUAUAUCUCAGAGGGGACCCACCGAAGGGCAAGCAAAUCAAACUGUUGUCUGUUCUCCGUAUUCUUACACAUGAAAAGUGCCUCUAGUGGCUGCCAAGAAGACAGCCAAAAAAGGUGUGUUUAAUCCCAAAAUGGAAACAUUGCCGUUUCUACAAAACUGCAUAAGCUACUCUGUAUUUGUUAAAACAAACACAACACUGGAAUACAUUAAUUUUACAUAAUUGACUAUUAUAGAAAAAAAAAUACAAUAAAUAUGCACAUGUUUAUCAGGUGCCUUAUGAUGUAUGUUUCAAAAUGUUAAUUAUAUGUCUUUCAAGGAACACUAUAGCGUUAUGCAAAACCUAUAUAUAACAUGUAUUUCAAACACUAUAGUGUUAUGAAAACUGAGAAAAUAAAGUGUAUGUUGUGCUACUUACAUAGAAACAUACUUGCCUCUCUGUUUUCCAAAAAGUAAUCAAGGAGACAUUGCCUCCUCCCGGCAGUGCGGACCUGUUGCGCAUACAUGGCGAGUGCUGUGCACUCAUCUAAUGGUUGUUAUAGGAAAGCAUUGAAUGCAGUGCUUUCCUAUGAGCUGCUAUGUCAUGCAGUGGAAGCGCCUCUAGUGACUGUCCAGAAGACCACCACCAGCCACCAGAGGUAUGUUUAAUCCUGCAAUGUAAUUCAUUGUGUACAUUUUUUUACAUUGCAAGGUUAAAUUGAUCAGAUAUUUAAUUGAGAAAAAGUGGUCUGGGAGACUUGAGUCAUCCUUUAAGUCAGUGGUUCCCAAACCGGUCCUCAUGGCCCACCAACAGUCCAGGAUUUAUGUAUUUCCCUGUUUUAUUCCAAUGGAGAUACUAACAAAACCUGGACUGUUGGUGGGUCUUGAGGACUGGUUUAAGAAACGCUGCUUUAAGUAGAGAACAUCAUUAUAAUUCUGUGUUUAAUCAUGCAAUGCACAACCAUUUUAGUGUUUUUCAGUGGUUUUGAAAAGUUCCCUUCACGGGUGAAAAGACACCUCAUUAUACUUAAAAUAAAUAAAUGAGUGCAUCCUUUCCUUUUAGUCAUCCCCUUGCUUUUUGUGGCAAUAUGUAUGCAAGUUGAUGUAAUAUGGCUUUCGUGAACUAUAAGUGUGCCAGUGUUGGGAGCAUGGAGUUGGCAACUGCAUGGUGGGGCAAAUAAUACCUGAGACACAGGAUGCCUGAAAGUCAUUGGGUAGAGAUUUUGCAAGGGGUGACAGGCACAAAGGCUGCUAAAACAAAGGGUUGCUGACCGACUUAAGAGAGCCUAUAAACACCAGGAUGAAGAAUGUGGCAGACACAGGUAAGGUCGAGACAGUACUAGGCUAUACAUAGCAAUAAAUUACCUUUUAAGAUACUCUGCACGUGAGGUAUGUAAAUUAUGGCUAGAUAUAUUUGUAUAUACUUUUAUUAUGUGUAAUUUACUUUUUAAAAUGUGUUCAUUUACAGCUCCGUUUGUCUUAAAGAAACUUGACAGUAUAUGAGAAGAUGGAGCUAUUUCACGGGGAAUGCUAUCUAUACCUUUUAACAACAUGAAAAUGGGAGCAGCAAAAAUGGAAGUGUCUGAGCAGCAACAGCAAAGAAAAAAAAAACAGACAGAAGAACUGGGUUCUGAUAUCAUGUUCUAAAAUGAAAAGACUUCUAGUUACACAAAGACUUGUUUAGCAUAUUGCAUAAUGUUUUGUGGAUUAUUUUUUCCUUUAAUUUCAAUAUCAUUUUUUAAUUGUGAUUUAUUUUGUUUUGUUUAAUAUACCAAUAACAUCACAAAUCUUUGUUUUAUGAAGCUACCUCUAAUUUCUGACAUUGCUACCAAGAUGGUAUGUUGAAAUAAGAGAUUGUUUGUUUAACUUGAUUUAAAAAGAAAAAAUGGUUCACCAGUUUUGGUCUUGUUUUAUCAUGUAGAUGGUGUUUAAAUGAUCCCUUUUAUGUUUUUGAUAUUAGAUGGCUAUAUGAAAAUACUCUUGCAAGCACUGGCAGGCUCACACGUGUCUCUAAAACUCUCAGGAAACACAAGGGAGGGUUUAAAAUUAAUACCAAAAACAUAAUCUUUCAAACUAGCAGAGUUAUUCACUAAAGCUACAAUUGUCAUGAAUUCAAGGUGAAAUUGUAAUUCACGGGCAAAAUAGUCAAACUUGAUAUGGGGAUGCGCACUGUGUUUUCAAGAAUCUACAUAUCAACCUUGAAGUCGCGCAGUCAUUUUUUUUUUUUUUUUUGUGUGUCUUGUUUACUUUUUCAAUAAUUAUAUCCCUCCCAUUUCCCUGUUUCUUUAUUUAAGAUUUAUUAUCUUGUCUUCUUUCUACCAAAUUUCAAAAACUCAGUGCCUCUGUUUUUCUUCUCUAUCCAUGUAUUCUACAGUGUAAUCCUCUGUUUACUGAUGAAUUAAGAGGUAAAUUCCCUUGGCAACUUAAAUGAAACUUUGCUUAAGCUCUGCCCAUUGCCAAAGAUCACACACUGCAUAAGAAAAAGUAAACUUAGAAAAAACAAAGAUGAAUUUAGAACAAAAACUAAAAAUAUGGAGGAAGAGAAGAACAAAAACCUGCAAAUUGACGGUGAAUCUUUCAGAUGAGACAGUGUAAACCAAGCAUGUCAAACUCAAAGUUUAUAUGGGCCGCACAAAAAAAAAAAACGGUUUAAAUUUUCAUAGAAAUGUAUGUUUAUUUUUAUACCGUACUCCCCUCUACUAAAUCCCUGUCCUCCCCUGUACUAAAUUCCAUUCCUUCCCCCCUCUACUAAAUCCCAGCACCCCCCUCUAGCUAACAAGCAGACUCCACUUACAUUUCCGCUGCCAGUAUGCGACGCCGGAGUCCGGCCUCUGGUAUUCCAC